UGCUGCCCAAAUUGCCAAAGGGUAAAGCAGAGUUUUCCCGAGGGUUUCUAAGCUGAGACGGCAAUGGCAGAGGAGGAAGAAGGAGAUGCAUGAAUGAUGUGAAUCCAGAGACGAAGCAGCGCGGGCUUCCAUGGCUUGUUGACUUUUCUGUUCCACCUCUCAACUCCCACCUUCCGUUCAGGCCCGAGCUCGGCGGACUUGAUUCAGGCAUGUGAAAAAGAAUCUUUGACGGCUCAGAUUGUUUAACCACAUGAUGGACUCCUGCAACUGCAUUGAGCCACAGUGGCCAGCUGAUGAGCUUUUGAUGAAGUACCAGUACAUCUCAGAUUUCUUUAUUGCUCUGGCUUACUUUUCCAUCCCUCUAGAACUCAUCUACUUUGUCAAGAAAUCUGCUGUAUUUCCCUAUAGAUGGGUUCUUGUUCAGUUCGGUGCUUUCAUAGUUCUAUGUGGAGCAACCCACCUGAUCAAUUUAUGGACAUUUACCAUGCACUCAAGAACUGUAGCAGUGGUUAUGACCACUGCAAAGGUUUUAACUGCUGCGGUAUCAUGUGCGACGGCUCUCAUGCUUGUACAUAUCAUCCCCGAUCUACUUAGUGUGAAAACCAGGGAACUAUUUCUGAAAAACAAAGCUGCAGAACUUGACAGGGAAAUGGGCUUAAUUCGUACUCAGGAGGAAACUGGCAGACAUGUCAGGAUGCUCACACACGAAAUCAGAAGUACUCUUGAUAGACAUACUAUUUUGAAAACUACUCUGGUUGAACUGGGAAGAACUUUGGCAUUGGAAGAGUGUGCCCUGUGGAUGCCAACACGAAGUGGCUUGGAGCUUCAGCUAUCCUACACUCUCCGUCAGCAGCAGAAUCCAGUUGGAUACACUGUACCCAUUCAUCUUCCUGUGAUCAACCAAGUGUUUAGUAGCAAUUGUGCGGUGAAGAUAUCACCAAAUUCACCCGUUGCAAGAAUACGCCCUCUUGCCGGAAAAUACAUUCCUGGUGAGGUUGUCGCUGUGCGGGUUCCUCUGCUGCAUCUCUCUAAUUUCCAGAUUAAUGACUGGCCUGAGCUUUCAACAAAACGGUAUGCUUUGAUGGUGUUGAUGCUUCCAUCAGACAGUGCUAGGCAAUGGCAUGUCCAUGAGCUGGAGCUUGUUGAAGUGGUAGCUGAUCAGGUUGCAGUUGCUCUCUCCCAUGCUGCGAUACUAGAAGAGUCUAUGCGGGCAAGAGAUCUUCUCAUGGAUCAAAAUGUUGCACUUGAUCUGGCCAGAAGAGAAGCAGAAACAGCUAUUCGUGCUCGAAAUGAUUUUUUGGCUGUUAUGAACCAUGAAAUGAGAACUCCCAUGCAUGCUAUUAUUGCCCUUUCUUCCUUACUGCAGGAAACUGAACUGACCCCUGAGCAGCGUCUAAUGGUUGAAACGAUAAUGAAGAGCAGUAAUCUUUUGGCUACUCUGAUAAAUGAUGUAUUAGAUCUUUCAAGGCUUGAAGAUGGAAGCUUUCAACUUAACAUCGUCACUUUUAAUCUUCAUGUCGUGUUCAGAGAGGUCCUUAAUUUGAUUAAACCAGUGGCAUCCGUCAAGAAACUGCUCAUCACAUUAAAUUUAGCCCCAGAUUUGCCUGAGUAUGCUGUUGGGGAUGAAAAACGCCUCAUGCAAGUCAUUUUAAAUGUUGUUGGUAAUGCAGUUAAAUUUUCUAAAGAGGGCGGCAUUUCGAUAACUGCUUUUGUGGCUAAAGCAGAGUAUCUAAGAGAUGCCAGGGCUCCCGAUUUUUCUCCAGUGCCAAGUGAUAAUCACUUCUAUUUACGUGUACAGGUGAAAGAUUCAGGAUCAGGUAUUAACCCUCAAGAUAUUCCCAAGUUAUUCACAAAAUUUGUACAUAACCAAUCAUUAGCAACCAAAAAUUCUGGUGGGAGUGGACUAGGUCUUGCGAUUUGUAAAAGGUUUGUAACUCUCAUGGAUGGACACAUUUCGAUUGAAAGCGAAGGCCUUGGCAAAGGAUGUACUGCCACUUUUAUUGUAAAGCUGGGAAUCCCAGAGAAGUUAAAUGAAUCUAAGUUCCCUGUGAUGCCCAAAGUGCCAGCAAAUCAUAUCCAGGCCAAUUUUUCUGGGCUCAAAGUGCUUGUUAUGGAUGACAAUGGUGUUAGCCGGGCAGUGACCAAGGGACUUCUCCUACAUCUGGGAUGUGAUGUGACAACCGUAAGCUCAAGGGACGAGUUGUUGGGUGUUGUCUCGCAGGAACACAAGGUAGUUCUUAUGGAUGUUUGCACGCCUGGUAUAGACAGUUACGAAGUUGCCGUCCAGAUGCACAGGUUGUAUUCAAACCAUCAUGAGAGGCCACUCUUGGUUGCACUUACUGGAAGCACUGACAAGGUAACCAAAGAGAAUUGCAUGAGGGUUGGGAUGGAUGGGGUUAUCCAGAAACCUGUGUCACUUGAUAAAAUGAGAAACGUACUGUCUGAGCUACUGGAACACUGACUUUAAAUGUCUGGUUUGGCCCGUCUUUGAGAAGAGUGGAGAAAAUAAGACUACGAUAAGCUUCUUGCAGCAAAUGUGUAAAUACCGCAUGCAGUGGAACAUUGGAGGGAUAUCGAGCAAUGCUACAGAUACCCUGUGUAAAACGAGACUCAUGCCGAUCAUUUAUAAAAGAAUGACGAUGAUCUCAAGUGAUUGAACUACCCAGAGCACAAUGGUGAAGCUGCUAGUAACUUCACAGGAUGAUGACAAGUCUUAUGUGUCUUCGACAAAGUUGUGAUAUCGUUGCAAUUGUAAGAUACUGUGGUCCCAUCAACGGUAUCACUUUGUUUGAAUCAACUGCUUUUGUAUUGGUAGCUCCUGUAGCCUACGCGCAAAGAAGUUUGACCAGUAUAAGUUUAUACCGUGUAGGGUAUUUGGGCAUGGAUGUGGGACUUAGCCUGUGCAUUGGAACACGCAAGUUUUCAUUCAUAUAAGAAGCAUUAUCCGGGACUUAUGUUGCUUGA
Messenger RNA from Rhodamnia argentea, 2964 nucleotides. Its product is annotated as ethylene receptor. Bases 251 to 2461 code for a protein of 736 amino acids. Gene Ontology annotation, biological process: phosphorylation; response to ethylene; phosphorelay signal transduction system. The transcript is spliced from 7 exons. Lineage: Eukaryota; Viridiplantae; Streptophyta; Magnoliopsida; Myrtales; Myrtaceae. Gene Ontology annotation, cellular component: endoplasmic reticulum; endoplasmic reticulum membrane. Gene Ontology annotation, molecular function: protein binding; phosphorelay sensor kinase activity; ethylene receptor activity. The record is from RefSeq and is a predicted model, not a curated record.